Molecule: messenger RNA, 414 nt
Organism: Gongylonema pulchrum
Lineage: Eukaryota; Metazoa; Nematoda; Chromadorea; Rhabditida; Gongylonematidae
Source: the annotation of a GenBank genome assembly
AUGAACAUUCAAAUUUUUAUCUUUGACUUCAAGAGAGAACGUUUUUGGUGGCGGAGAUUGCUUAUCCAUUUUUCCCAACUUUCCUGGCUAGACCACUGUUGUAGGUGCUACCGUAGAUAUCAUUUCUUUACGUGCCGUACAUUUCCGAUCGCAUCAGUUCGCAAAUUUUGGCCGCAGCAACGACUGAUUUUUUACGAUAUUGGUCUCAAUGAAACAAAUUUGUCAUUCAUAAAAAAUCUGUGCAAUGUCAUUUAUCGGAAAUUCAAUUUCUCAGCAUAUCCAGAAUACGUACGAGAUCUGUAUCAGUAUCGAUGGAAAGUGCUAAUCAUUGCUGUAAGCAAAUACAUCAUCAGCUGCGUUGCCUGUGUAUGUAUGUACAUAUAUAUGUAUGUAUGUAUGUAUGUAUGUAUGUAU